Molecule: messenger RNA, 3389 nt
Organism: Cinara cedri
Lineage: Eukaryota; Metazoa; Arthropoda; Insecta; Hemiptera; Aphididae
Source: the annotation of a GenBank genome assembly
GAAGUCGAUUCAAUCAUCGCGAGUCCGUUGUCAAGUUGACACCACAUACGUGAGAUAGAAGAACCGCUGACAUGAAAUAUCUGAAUUUGAGUUCGGGCGGUCACAUGCCGAUAGUCGGCUACGGUACGUGGAAUGUGAGUACCUAUUUAGAGAGAAACGUAGUAAACAAUAAUUAUUUAUCAUGGUAUAAGGUGUCUCACGAAGAUAUAACCAUAUUAAAUAUCUCCUGAAGUAAUAAAGAUAAUCAAAUUAAUUUUUUUUUAUAUAUAUAUAUUCAUAUUACUCACAAGGAUAAGGACUACAAUUAAUAUUUAUAUUUGAAUUAUAUUUAUAUGGCUUGGUAAAAAAAACUAAAAAAAUACCUAUAUUUUAUUAUUUUUGAAAAAAUAUGAGGAUAGUCAUUUUUAAUAGUUUUUUAAAGUUCAGUGAAAAGAGUAUACAAUUAAUAUUAACUAUAACAAUAAAAAUCUUAAAUUAAUUAUUAUUCCAAUAAUCUGAAAUUAAGCGGCAGGCUGUAAUCGCAUUCGCUAUUUGACUAUUAUUAUUAUUAUUGCAUAUGUAUAAUAUGUGUGGCUUCUUCUUUUCCAUAGCCUUCGUCUCCGCUAUAUGAGGUGGGCUACUUUAUACGUUUAAAUUUUCAAAAAAUUUAAAAGAGGUUGCCAAUUUUCCAAAAUAAAUAUUUGUAAUUUGUAUAUUUAUUUACUUAUGUAGAUAUAUUUGUAGAUAAAAUCAUUUGACUAAACGCAGAAAUAUCUGAAAAAAGGACACGAUUCUUAUUAUAAUUUAAACUUAGUAAUCAAAAAAAAAAAUGAAUAGACAAAUUAUCAUUAUAUAUUACCCUAGAUACCAGGACAGCACAGAUAUUGCACCACAAUACUUAAUAAUAGUUUUUUUUUCAUCCAUACUAACAAGAUAACCCAUAAGUCAACAAAAAUGAUUAGGUUUUUGUAAUGAAAAUACCUUAAAAUCGAUUUUUAGGGAAUGGUAUAUUUUCUAUAGCCAUAAAACUUUUCCAGAUAACGUGGAACAUUUUGCAAAAAAAUCGCGUAAAAAUCGCUUUAGUAGUUUUUGAGUCUAUUAAUCGGACCUACAGACAUCCAUUUAUAUCCAUACAUAAAUUAUGUUUAUAGGCUUUGGACAGUGACUUAGAAAACGCGUUGAACGAGGCUCUGAAAUGCGGUUACAGGCACAUUGACACGGCGACUAUGUACUGUAACGAACACGUCAUAGGAAAAGUUUUGAAUGAGUGGAUAACAUCGGGCCGAGUAACCAGGAAUGAACUGUUUGUCGUCACUAAGGUAUAAUCGGUAUUUUAUAUACAGAUAGGUAAAUAGUAAUAAAUCACUUUGGUGCUUUAUAGCUUCCGCCCAGUUCGAAUAGACCUGAAGACGUAGAAGAAUGUUUGGCAAAGUCGUUGCAAGAUUUACAACUGGACUACGUCGACCUGUACUUAAUACAUAUUCCAUUCACUAUGUCCGGGGGCAAACACAAAAUGGAUAUCAGCAACAUGGUUCCUGACAACAGUACAGACCAUCUAGAGACUUGGAAGGUAUACAAAAACUGCUGUCACCCAGUCAAAUUUUAAAAUAAUUAUUAUUUCAUAGUACAACGACCGUAUCUUGUUUUAUUUUAUUUUAGGUAAUGGAAAAGCAAGUGGACUGCGGUCGAGCAAAGGCGAUCGGUCUAUCAAAUUUUAAUGCAAAACAAAUCCAGAGGGUAUUGGACAAUUGUCGGAUCAAACCGGACAAUCUACAAGUGGAAAACCACCUGUACCUUCAACAGCCCGAACUUUUGAAAUUUUGCAAUGAAAACGGUAUUGUUGUAACGUCAUACUCGACUUUGGGCACGAAAAGCGGUAGAAAAUUACUAGGAGUGAGAUGGAGGUAAUACAUUAUAGAAAUAAUCAAGUUUUCAAUGAAUGACGAUUGAUAGAUUCGUUUUCGAUUCUGUAAUAACUAACAUAAAAAGUAGGUUUUCAGAAAUACGUAAUCACGUAUUGUCUGUUAACAGACAAGAACUUCCCGAAAUGUUGGAAAAUGAAGUGGUGUUGAAAAUUGCGGAAAAACACAAUAAGACACCAGGCCAGGUUCUGUUGCGAUUCAUGGUCCAGAGAGACAUCGCGGUCAUACCGAAGAGUACGAAUUUCCAACGGAUAUCAGACAACAUGCAGGUAAAUCUUGGUUUCUAUAAAAACAAAAUCAAACAUUUACAAACUUUCGUUCAAUUUAUGGUCAUAUAUUGCAGAUUUUCAAUUUCGACUUAGACAAGGACGACAUGGAAACGCUGAAAGCCCAAGACGCGGACGAAGGAGGACGCAUCAUACUUCUCACUGUCUUUCCGGGGUGAGUUGGACAUUAUUUCAUGUAUAUAUUAUAAUAGUCAGGUCACUAGAGGUCUCGAUUUAAUACGUGAAUUAUUACGUAAACACGUUCUCCGUGAUCUCGUUAAUGAAAAAUUCCUAUUCGUGUAUAAUUAAUACACGUGAAUUUGAUAGUUACCACUCGUGAAGUUAGCCCUGUCAUUAGAAAUAAUAUAAAAUAAUUUAGUUUUUGUUGUACAGUUAAUUUGAAAUCUCUGGAACAAAGUGGGAGGUGGGGCAUCUUCACGAACGUCCUAGGUAUUAGAAUGUGAACAAAAAUAGGGGAUCACCGACCUUUAAAUACUGCCAAUAUCGAGUCGAUAAACUGAUUAAUAUUAUUUACUAAUAUUAUACGUUAGAAAUUCGGUAUACUUUUUUAUACUGUAUUUUUACGGACUGUAGAAAUCCAGAAAAAAUAAACGUACAAACCGUAUUGUUGUGGACCGUAUAUUUCCGUAAUUUCAAAAUAUUCAUACCGUCUUAUCACGGACUUUAGAAAUCCGGAAAGUAACCAAAUGUGUUUUCGCGGACCGUAUUUUUCCGGAAAAAUAUAUACGUCCAGUGUAUAGAAAUCCGGAUUUAUACAGAUUAUAAGAUUAUAAAUCAAUUUUAUUACAUAAUUUUUUUUUUUUUGAAAAUUAAUAAACACUCGUUAUUAAAAAAUAUUCUUAACUGUUAGAAAUUACCGAAUUUUCAUUUUUCAGGGCCGCGGAUCAUCCAGAAUAUCCGUUUUCGAAGGAGGUUUGAAAUUCAAUUUGGCAACAAAAAAAUAUUUUAUAUAUUUUGCGAAUUAUUACGAUUAUCAUGAUUUGCUACACCUAUCUGGAUACUUAUCUGCUAUAAUUGAAAAAUAAUAAAAAUUCACUUUUUUCCCCCAAUAAAAUGUACACUCUGAGAGGAAAAUAUCACCGUCACAUUAUCUACACAAUAUAACACAAUUUCCAAGGGUAAUAUCUCUCACCUUAGCAAGAUACUAAAUACGUCACUAUGCAUGGGUACAGGGAAUGUGUAGGCAGUAGGUAUUAACGAU